Messenger RNA from Triticum dicoccoides, 1530 nucleotides. RefSeq lists its product as uncharacterized. NCBI's taxonomy places the organism in Eukaryota, Viridiplantae, Streptophyta, Magnoliopsida, Poales, Poaceae. The coding region runs from base 200 to 553 and encodes 117 amino acids. The transcript is spliced from 5 exons. The record is from RefSeq and is a predicted model, not a curated record.
AUUCCCCAUUGCUAGGGUUUUCCAGCGGAGCUCGUGUGGAGGCAGAGAAAGGAAGACGAGCACAUAAAUCAGAAGGCGGGCGUGGCCUCGGUGGCGCUGCUUGGGUCACUCAAGGCAGGGGAAGAUGGAGAGGGGAGAGAAGCGAAGCAGGGCGGUCGCGGCGGCGCUAGACGUUUGAGGGGAGGGGCAACUGGAUUGGAUGGAGCCCGCGGAACGGGGGGCGCCGGCGAAAGGAGGAGCGCAGCAUCGACCCAGCCUGCCUGCCGCCGAUGACCAAACCUCAGGUCAGGAUCGCUCACAGGCAAAACGAAUCGACAAUUCUGGCUUCAAGUUUCUAAAGACCUUGUACCCAGAAUCUUUGAAGAAUCAAAUCAAGGGGAGAGGGGAGAAGACGUCCCAGCAGCUCCCCGAGAACGAGUGCCCACUUCCCUACAUCUCAGGGAAGCGGAAGCGCCCCGAACCCCUCGCUGAUUCGAGCGACAGCUACUCAAGAAGUUUCCUUCCCUCCCACGAUAACGACGCCAACGGCCCCCUCAGUUCAUUGAAAAUAUGAAGAGGAGCAGCGUAGUCUAUGUGGUUGCUGUUUUGUCGGGUGCCUUGUCAUGGUUGGGCAAUGUCGCUCCGACCCCAAGAGCACCUACGAAGAUGGCCAUGACAACGCGACUAUGGUGGCCUCGUCAUUAGAUGAGAGCAAACUUACCAUAAAAUGGUGUGUCGCAAGGGAUUGUAACACCAAAGGUGAACCAAAUGCCCAUCACUGCUUUUGCUGCCUCAAUGCGCAGGGAGCUCCUUGUUUCAGUUCCAGAGGAGAUUGCCAGGAUCACUGCCCAACUUUGCCACCCGGAAAAUAAGGAUGUUCUAGCUGAUAUGUAUUUGAUCACAUCCCUUUUAGUUCCAGAGGAGAUUUCCAGGAUCACUGCCCAACUUUGCCACCCCGAAAAUAAGGAUUUUCUAGCUGAUACAGUAUGUAUUUGAUCACAUCCCUACCUAGCUGCAGCGUCGUCGCCGAUCUAGGCAUCCGUGUAGGUCUUCGUAAAGGAUGUGGCUGGGAGAUUCACCAGCGGUGGGAUCUGUGUGAAUCUGUUAUCAUUCAUGUAUUUGAAGAAUUCUAGUUGGUGUAAGCUCACAAAACCUCCAAUUAGAUUAGAUGAGAUACGUUUGUAGAAUAUAAAUUCUGCACUCGAUAUCAGUGGCAAGCUAUUUUGCAUCUUCAUGUUUUUGUGCUUCCAGUACGCCUUGUUUAUAUAGUGAUAGCAAUCUUUUUUGCUUCAUGCAUUCAUGCUUCCUACGUACAGCAGAAUUUCAAUCUACUUCCAUGCUUCUAGGUAGCUUCCUAUGUACUGCUGUAUCUACCAUCCUUGGCAUGUACGAUUGGAUUUCAAUCUAUUGCCAUGCUUGCUCGCUGUACAUAUUAUUUUUUCAUUACAUCUAUACUUCCUAGGUGUCUUACAUACAGAUACUUCUUCCAUGCAAUGGAGCUUCACUCUCUUGCCAUGUUUCGUAGAUGUACAGAUGUAAAGUCCAUUGCUU